UGGUGCUAAGAAAAAAAAAAAAACAAAACAAACACAGAUCUGCCAGUUGCAGGCUUGUGGUCCGAGGCUCGCUUAGCUCGGCCCCACGGCUUGCGCGACGCGCUCUGGGCUCAUCCUCACCGCAGGGUGCUCGGUGUUGUUGGGUAAACAUUGGUAAAGGGCUUCCUUCUGCCCAAAACAGCGAGAGCUGCUGCUCCAUAGUGUCAUGCUGUUAUUUCCCUGAGCACGGACCCAGGCUCCCCUCCCGUUAGGGGGACACAAGCAGUUUUAAAAGACAGAACUGCGAGGCAGAAAGGCAGAGGCUCUGCUUCAUCCCUGUCCCGAGGCAAAGCAGCUGGGGCCAGAUUUGCACCAGGAACCACCUCACCUCGCCUUCUGUACCGAGGAAAUGGUCUGGAAAUGUAAAAAUCUAUCUUUCUUCUGACUUAAAUGUUGUUUCGUUUUAUCAGAGGUGAGAUUUCCUUCCUGAUCAGCUGCACCAGCGAGGCGGGGGACUCGCUGCUGCUGUUUUUCUUCUCGAUGUGUUUAGCCGUUCGGUUAAGGUACCUGCUCUCCUGCUGUGCCUUGUCCCUCGUGUCCUCGCUGUGCUGCAGUCCUGGCUCUUCACCACCCUGUGGCUGCACUCGCAGCUCUCCCUGCCCAAGCUGAGCACCUCGGGGCUGCUCCUGGCCUGCUGGGGCUCAGCUCUGCCAGGGCCCCACCGGCCUCAGACCUGGGGAUAGCGUCCGAUGCUUGCGCAACGAAUGGCUGUAAAACAACUGUUUCAUCAGCCACCUGGGCCCAGCGCUGGGAUGGGCGAUGACGCUCGUUAAUGGAGAAUGUGCAGUGCUGAUGCCACCUAGUGCCUCUGCACGUCGAGCUGGACGAGGCAGCUGGAUCCGGCCCCGCACUGCGCCCGCUGCCCUGUGUCUGGGCGGGAGCACACGGAGCGGCUCAGCCCAACCUCCGCCCUCUCCAAACCCACCUGGAUUUCUUGUGUUUUAAGAGCGAUGAGAAACAAAGCAAUACUUUAAAAUGUUUUGGAAUUGCAUCUUCUGGCACAGGUCGUUCUCUGGAGUUCCUAACAAAACUUGACCUUGCUGUCGGGGAGGUUUGCUGCCUGCUGGGCUCUCAAGUCAGGGGUGCUGGGGGAGGAUGCUGAGGCACAUCCAGCCCUCGUGCCGUCAUCCCUCAUCGCUCUUCCAGGCUGCAUGCGUAGCUCUGCUUCACUAACCCCCAAACCAGAAAGGAAAGGGAUAAGCUCCGGUCCUCUCUUGUGGUGAGGACAACGCACCGUCCCGUCAGCUGCCUGGUUUAGGAGCAGUCCUGAUCCCUGAUCCUCACCGAGCUCUUGUGGACUUCAGAGAAAUUAAACCUUAACUCCUCUUUGCUCUGGUGGUUUCCUGGAGCACUGGAUAAUUGCUAUCCCAAGCGCUGCCAAGGCUGCGGUCUCUGAGUAAUUGGAGUGUGAGCGGAUCUUGUUCUGAUUAGGGCUUGGCUGGGGCUGGCGUGCGCUCGGGGCCGUGGGAUGAGGUGUGUGCGCUCGGCGGCCCCUGGGGCUCGGUGGAACGGAGUGAGCGGCCGCGCCGAAAAUCUGAGCCUGGGCUCUGCCUGCCAGACUGCACACGGCGAGGACCAGCACCUCACCCCUCACUCUGCUUGCUUUGGAGCUGGAGUGCCUGCGGGUCUGCCCCUCACCUGCACAGAGAAAUGCAGCCGGUGCAGUCGUCUCUGUGCUUUGUCUCUUUGCUAUCGCCUCAUCCCGCCUCAGCCCGAGACCUGCUGGGCUGCGGGGUCUGCCAGAGCCACCCCGCCACAGCGGUGAUGAAGGAUGCAUUUGUGGGAGCCCAGCGCUGGGCCCCGCUGCCCUUGGCAGGAGGCUAACGAGUGAUGGUGCAACGAGCCCGUGGGCACAGCCCCUUAGUGCCAGGCUCUCACGGUGCACGCAGAGCGGUUUUUCUCCGAACGGAACAGGAAGCUGUUUGUGGCAAUCGCUGUCAUCGUGGCCAUCACCAGUUCUGCAGCUCUCGGGGCCCCUGCGCCGGGCGGUUCGGGGUGCGCGGCCCCCAGACGGGGGCUGCUGGACCCUGCUGGAGCCCCGACCCCUGUGAGGGCUGGAGCGAGCAGCGGGGCCGUGCCAGGGCUGACGUCGGAGGAACUGCAGCAUGGGCGAGGCGGGCUUGUUCGUGCCUUCGGAAAGGGGAAGCGGUGAGAUGGUUGAACCAGAGGCCCCCGUGAGCAGCCCAGCAGCGCGGCUGCUGCUUCCCCGAUGAGGCUCCGCUUCUUGCUUUGCACCAGUAUCUGGAGAAAUCGGGGCUGUCAGCUGUAAGCGUGCCCGGGGAACUCACCAGAGAUGCCUCCAGCCUUCAGGGUGGAGGUGCCCUGUGCCCCUGCAGGACGGACAUGCAGGUGACGGUUUGUCUGGCUGACAUCUGAUCACCAUGAACGGAGCAGGGAGGUUUUGGCAGCGAGGGGCAGGUUUGGGUGUGUUUGCAGCCUGUCUUCUGCUUCCCUCUGCAAGCCUCAGCCAGUGUUCGGGGCUGCAUGUGCUGCGGGGCCACUAAUCCCUGGGCCCUGCUGCAGGAAGUCACUGACCCAUCACACAGGUGGGAACGCCGGAGACCAGGAAUUUCUCUCUGGCUACAGCUUCCAUCAGCUGAUACUUCUGACAAAACACUUGGCUUCUCCACUCCCCCCUUGGCAGCCCCUGGGCUGCAGCCUGCAGCGCUGCCUUAGACCGCGCUGAGCUCUGCCGUGCGCCGUGCUGUCGUCUCCUGCUUGGGGCUGUUCCUCGCACGGGGCUCCGAGGGCUCCCCAAUGUCAGACUCACUGCUCAACCACUCCUGGCCGUCGUUCUCGAAGCGCUGGAAGAAGAGAUGGUCCUUUAAGCGAGGGUCCGACUGCAAGCCGUGCUUACGGGAACUCGCUGAGCGCAGCCCCUCUGCUUUGGAGUACCGCGGCCCCAAGAGCUUCCUCCCGUCCCUGAUCGCUGAGGAUGACACCUUCUUCACCAGCAUGGCUGAGGAAAAGGAGGACUCCUCUUCCACAGAGCUGGACGUCCCCGCAGCUGACUUGCACAGCAGCACGGAGGAUCUCCUCUCAGACUCGGCUCUCCACGGCACAGAGUAUUACAAAGACCUGGGGCUCCUGAGCCCGCCAGCUGCCAAAACAGCGCCGGAGGCAGCAGCGCAGCCAGAACCAGCCCCCCAGGCUGUGUCAGCCAUUCGUUUAUUGGAAGAAAGACCUGAGGUUCUAAGCAAAAUGUCCGUGGACGUUGCUUUUUCCAAUCCCGUGUCCUGCUUGGUGCGUUACGGCGAGGCCGACUGCCACUUCUUGAACAAAGGUACCAGCGCUGCCGAUGGUCCUGAGGAGACGGGUGAAGACCUGGACCUGCAGGAGACCACGGAGUCCUUCCCCACGCUGGUGAGGUCUAUGUCUACCUCUCGGAGGCACAGCUGGGAGAGCCCCUUGUCACCCGUGGACUGCAAGCGCAGGUUCAGCUUGGAUACCACAGAGACGGGCAGCGACGCGGAGCAGGAGGAUGUGGAGAAGGGCAGCCGGUCCUGCCCGCAGCCUCGCGUGUCCCUGCAGCUGCCCCGGCGCGAGCUGGAAGCCUGGAGCAGCACCGGGGGCAGCAUGGUGAUCAAGGUGGAGAUAGAGCCGCUGCGCCCGAGCCUCCCGGGCUGCCCUGGCUCGGAGGAGGUGGAACGUGGCAGUGACGGGAAGAGACUGAGGUCGAAGUCUGUCCCAUCAGCCUGCGAGAUCGCCUCCCCUCCGAUACCCUGCGGUUUCAACACUGCUCUUUCGGUCGUGGAAGGUGUCGAACCCCCUGCUCUGGAGAUGCUGGAGAAGGAUCACGUGUCCCCAGACCACGUGCUAAUUGUCCAGCAGGUACUUCAGGAGCUGAAGCAGUAUCAUGGGGCAAAGCAGAGAGUUUGUGUGCAAGAAGGCAGUGAUUCCUCCCAGCAGAACCUCACCUGGUUUGAGUUCCUGUCUAAUGAAAAUGAGGACAGUGGAAAGAGUGACAAAGCAGAGAAAGGCACCAAGGUGAUGCGCCGUCUGAGUUCCUUGCGGAGCCGAGUUACCGGGUCCUGGCAGAAGGAUAAGGGUAAGAACAAAGAGCAAUCAAAAGAGAAAGAGAAGGAGAAAGAGACAAAGGAGCCAAAAGAGAGGUGGAAAGAGGUCAAUCGGCACCAGCUUGUGCCAGGGGUUUUCUCCAGCUGCACCAGCUGCUCCCUGUGUGCCAAACCUCUCGUGAAUAAAAGUGGUCUGCAGUGCCUGAACUGUGCAGUGAAUGUCCAUAAGAACUGCAAGAGUUUACUGGCUGAAUGCAGCAGCAUCAGACCCAAGCAGAAAGAUUUGCAGCACAGACCUUCUGGAUCUCCACAAAGUUCGUCCCAGUGCAUUUCCCCAGCCGCUUCCUUGAAGGAGCAGCCCCGAAGUCUUCUCCUGGGACCGGAUGGGACCCCAGUACUAUCACGGAAUCUCGGUAUGACUAUUACCCAGAGAGGAAAUUCUCAGUCUUCAUUGAACACUGCUGAAGCUGUUAAUAAAUUUCGACUAAUUUCAGGAGACAUGGAUGAAGGGGAUUCAGGAUUUAUAAAAUUUAAGCAGACCUCAGAUGAUGUUGUCUCACUUGCACCUUCAACAGCAGACUCCAUUUUUCUGGAAGAUGCAUAUUCUAUAUCCCUCCGAAGUGAAAUAGAAACAGAUGCUCAUGAGUUUGAGGCAGAGUCUUGGAGUGUUGCAGUGGAACAGAGUUAUGCAAAGAGACAAAAGAAAGAAGUUAUAAAAAGGCAAGAUGUCAUUUACGAACUAAUGCAGACUGAAAUGCACCAUGUUAGAACACUGAAAAUAAUGCUGAAGGUAUACUCCAAAGCCAUGAGAGAGGAACUGCAGUUCCCGAAUGCAGUCAUCAACAAGCUCUUCCCCUGUGUGGAUGAGCUGCUGGAGAUGCAUGCGCAAUUCCUGCUCCAAUUAAAGGAGCGGCGAAAGGAGUCCUUGGAAGAAGGCAGUGACCGAAAUUACAUAAUCCAGAACAUCGGAGACCUCUUGGUAAAACAGUUUUCAGGUGAAAAUGGGGAGAGAAUGAAAGAAAAAUACGGUGUGUUCUGCUGUGGACACAAUGAAGCUGUUAGUCACUAUAAAGACCUGCUCCAAAACCAUAAGAAGUUCCAAAACUUAAUAAAGAAAAUCGGCAACAGUUCCAUUGUGAGGAGACUUGGUGUUCAAGAGUGUAUUCUUCUGGUUACACAGCGCAUCACCAAAUACCCAGUCCUGGUGGAACGCAUUAUUCAGAAUACAGAAGCUGGAACUAAGGAUUAUGAAGAGCUGACCCAGGCCCUUAGUUUAAUUAAGAACACAAUCACUCAUGUAGAUGCCAUGGUAAAUGAGUGUGAGAAAGGGCAGCGCCUGAAAGAGAUUAUGCAUAAAAUGGAGCAAAAAUCAUCUGGGAAAUGCAAGAAUGGGCUUCUCUUCCGAAAGGAUGAUAUGGGACAGAGGCGGCUUCUGCUCGAUGGGAUGCUGUACUGGAAAGCUGCAUCAGGGCGACUCAAAGAUAUUCUGGCAGUCCUGUUAAAUGAUGUACUGUUGCUCUUGCAAGAAAAGGACCAAAAAUAUACAUUUGCAUCAGUGGACUCUAAACCACCAGUUAUCUCAUUACAAAAACUGAUUGUAAGGGAGGUAGCUAAUGAGGAAAAGGCAAUGUUCUUAAUCAGCGCUUCCUUAAAAGGACCAGAAAUGUAUGAAAUUCACACAAGCUCUAAAGAGGAGAGGAAUUCCUGGAUGGCUCACAUCCGCAGAGCUGUAGAAAGCUGUCCUGAUGAAGAAGGAGGAACGUUUAAUGAACCCGAAGCAGAAAGGAGGGUGGCUGAAGCAAGAGCUGCGAAGUUGAGAGAUUUCCAAGAGCGUUUGAGCAUGAAAGAUGACCUGAUUAUGCAAAGUCUAACUGAGAAGCAACAGAUUUAUCUAGAAAUGUCUGAAAUGAAUGGGUUUGAAGACAAUUCCCAAGGAACCCGAUCUAGGCUACUUUUUCGGGGGGAUAUCUCAGAAAAUCUGCAAGGAGAGUCACUUCUGAAGUCUGCAGUGGUAGAAGCUGAAAAUCUCCAGAACCUUAUCUUCACUCACUUAGGAAAUGGAUACUGUCAGCCUGAAGAUAGCUGUGCACCGGGACUCCCCAGGAGAGCAGAGACCUUUGGAGGAUAUGACAGUACUCCCUCAAUUUCAAACAACAAUAAUAGUCUUGGGAAGAGCAGUGGUGGUGACCAGAGACAGUGGGACUGGAGAGGCCCUGCAGUAAGUUCAGACAUGCAUCUCCAGGACCUCCCAUUGGAUGCAGAAGAAGGAUCUCAAACUAGUGAUAUAACAGGGGUGGAUGACAACAGUGGUAUUCAGCCCACCAUAGAGUCUCAGCUUGUCCAAAGGAUACAAAAACUGCUACAGUUGCUCUUCAAUCUUCAGGCGGUGAUAUCUCAGCAGGACAGCUACAUUGAGAUGCAACGAGCCACCAUGGUAGACCGGGAGAAGCAAUACCGGCUGCAGUCUACACGCGGCAACCUGCUGCUAGAGCAGGAGAAACAGCGUAACUUUGAAAAACAGAGAGAAGAACUGAUGAAUGUACAGAAACUUCAGAGCCAGCUGAAACUGGAGCAGCAACGCUGGGAACGGGAAAGGAGUCAGCAGCAGAGGGAACUAGAAAUCACGGAAGUCCGGCUGCAGAAGCGUGAAGAGGAAACUCGGCAGCUGAAAGACAAGUUGAUUCAGGAUAGAGAAGAACUCGAGAGGCAGCGAGAGGCCUAUCAGCAUGACCUAGAGAGGCUGAGGGAAGCUCAGAGAGCAGUAGAGAAAGAGAAGGAGCGUCUAGAUCAGCUAAGGAAGCUGAAAAAGCAGAACACGGUGUCAGGCACAUUCUCCCCCGAAAUGGGACAGAACCAGAUGCAAAGCCACUCCGUUAGCUUCAACGGAGAAGGGGUAGAACCAUCUCUGCCAGUCUUGAAAAGCUCUGCGAGAGUGAGCAUCUCUGGAAUAGAUUACUUGGAACGGCCGGAGCUGGUUCGUAGGGACAGUACCACCCUGGAGAAUCGUCCAGUUCUUGCACUGAAGAACGAAGUGCCAAUCCAUCUCCUGAGUGCAACUAAUCAGAUACAGAAACCAGCUGCAGUUCAGCAGCAGAUCCCUACUAAGCUUGCCGCUUUUACAAAAGGAAGCAAAGAGAAAGGUGGGAAGAGCAAAGCAUCUCACAGGACAGACAGUUCGGCAUCUGUUGAUCAGAAGCAGCUGAUUCCCCCUAGGCUCGUUGGACGAGAGGACGGUAUCCUCAGAGGCAGGCGAUCAGCAAGUCCAGUCCUCCCAAGCAGCCAGACCACUGCAUUCCAGACAGAAUUGUAUGGCUCUACAGAUGGUCAGCCAGAAGCACUUUCAUCUGCCUCAGCAAACCCAUUCAAGCCCAGUAACGUUCACGUUCAGACCCUGGUGACCUCUCAGUCGACUCUGUUAAAUGCACAAGACGAUACCAGCAAAGAAGAUGUAAUUUUUUUCUAAUUGUUUCCAUUUAAAGAUCAGUCUUCUGACAUACUGAUUCAAGAACUCAGGCUCCAGUGUUCAACGUGACAAAGACCUGACGUGGAUGUCUUUUUAUCCUUGCCCUGCUAAUACUAACAAGGACCAGACCAGGAUUACAGUUUUACUUUGUUGGCUUCUUUGCCAGCAGCUCAAAAUGAGGGCACAGUGGUAAUAAUUUGCUUUUAAAUUCUCCAACCAUGGAAAUGUGUUGACGCAUAGCAUGGGUGUAUAAAUUCAGAGCAUGUUAAAGUGCUGCCAUUUACUGCAAUUUGCUCUCUCUGGUGUAUCUACGCUCUUUGUGGGCACCAUCUUGUAAAUUGUUGUAGUUGAUAAUGAAGCUCCCAGAUUUUUAUGUAAAAAAAUUUUAGUAGUAAGCCCCAAAAUGGCUGAGAUUUUUUAAAUCCCUUUUUCACAGGUGCAAGGUCACUGUAGUGGAUUAUGCUAACUGUGUGUUAACUUGUUGACUAGCAAGCCAGUCUCCUUACAGCCAGGCACGAUGAACGUUGUGAUACCGCCUCACAGGAACCAGCCUAGCAUCUCUGUUUCUUUAGUAAAUUUAGCGGAGCGCAUGCUCAGUGGCCAGGUGCAGUAGGAAAGAUAAGGUAAGCUGCUUAAGAGUCUUCAAGGUUCAAGAGCUCCACCUGCUUGUGGCUGAGGAGGGUUGAACAUAUGAGAACACCCAGCGGUUACGAAGACUUGGACUCAAUGCACAAUUCAUUGGAUGUCAGCUUGCACGAGGAAGCUGUCCCUUUACAGACACUGAGUGGCUCUCCGGUUAGUGAGAGCAGUACAGGCUCCCAAGCAAAACUCAUGAGCUGGUUCAGAAGGAACUUAGAGACCUGGAUUUUGUUCCUUGCUGGAAGACGUAUAAUAAGUGUUUGAAUGCAGUAAUUACUGUCUCGUUUCAUCCCAAGUCUUCUGCGUCUUUCGUUUGUCUGCCAACUUCUUGGGACUUUACUCCGAGUAUCAGAAGAUAUCAAAGCUGCUGUUACUGCAGAGGCUUCUCUGCAGCACUGUAAGGAAUGAAGGGAAUAAGAACUGUUUGUUUUGUUGUUUUAUUUUUUUUUUAGUAAUAAAAAAGUGCUAUUAGCUAAACCUGGGUUGGUUUAGCUGCUUACAGCUAAACCAGCUUUGAUACCUCUUGUUAAAUGGGUCAGUUCUUAAGUAUGGAAUGAUGAUGAUAUUAACAGAGCCCUGCUCAAAAGGCAUUAUUUCUCUUUGUAGUAAUUUGCACAGUCAUUUGUUGUAUUCUAUUACUUUGCUCUGUAUCUCAGUUCUUUAUUACUCACAUCACCGAAGGACGUGUAUUCCGAUGUGUGUCAGAUGUGACCAGUCAGAUAUAUUGUGCGCAGGAGAAACUGUUCAAAGGACAUUAUUACGGAGUUAGAGAAAUCAGAAUCUCGGAGUUCAAAAACUUGGGUUAAUACCUUUCAGAACAUGAUUGAUGGGGUUAUUUUGUAUCUUUAACCCUGGCUGGGAGUGAUUUUUAGCACAAGUGAAUGGAAUGCCUGAUCAGUUCCCAUUCAGCCUCAUGGCAGUGGCUCGGAAUGGCAGUUUAUCAGUCUCUCUUCAAAUCAUUGAAUCAGUUACUCUGUCUCGGUUGUCAGGGCCUAUGUGACUUUAGUAAUGUUCUUUAAGACAGUAACUUCACUUUGCUUGAAGGUUUUAAAAUUUAUUGCAGUACUUACAGUGCAAGAAACGUAAAUUUUCAGCAGAAAAUAUGGAGUUUAUUUCCAAGAGGUUAUAAUUAGGGUUGUUAGUGUCUCCAGACAAGAACUUGAAAUAUCGAAACUUACUGGUCAUUGUGAGAGCAAAAAUAUAAGCUAAGAAAUACUGAUUCUGUCUUGGGGAGCACGCAGUCCUUACUGUAAUGCUUCUUGUAUUUAAGGGUCUUUUUGCUGAGUGAUACCGGUACCAACCUAAAACAAGGCACAGAGUUCAACAGAGUUGCGAUGUUACCUAUGAGAGGAAACUCCAAACUAUCUAGUUUGUUAUCAGGCUGGUGAUACUUCCCCCCAUCACACCUCCCCAGCAAAGUAAUACAAUUAAAUAGGACACACUUCACUUUAAUACCAAAGUAUUGCUUCGUAAAUCAUGAGCCUUGCAGAACUUACACAGGUUAUCAAUGUCUAGACCUGCAGAAAACAGUAUGAGGAGCGUAGUCAUUUUUGCAUUGUUGUGAUACUGUGUUGAUAAUGGUUAGAACAUAUUUCUACAUUGUAUUUUUGCAUUCCUAAAACCUAGGUUAAAAUAGCGGGAAUACCUUAAAAUGAAUGUAACUUCUGAUCAAUUCAGCAGCUCUAUAGGACUGGUUCUUCAGUCAGCCGAUGUGGAGACUCUAGUCAUCUCUGAUACCCGUGUAAUUCCUUCUGUAAACGUACAGCAAAGCAGCAAGAAUGUACAGUAUGUUCUCUCCAUGCUGUGGUUUGGUCCACUCCUAGUGCAAACUCUAUGCCCCCAUUGCCCUAAAUUACCAGUUUUUAGCAGCUUUAACCUAAAGCUAAGUUGCAUCGGUGGAAUAAACCACCUCAGCCAAGGAGGGAAUUCUCUGUUUAGAUAUUUUAAACCAAAUUUUAGAAACAUGUAUUUGGCUCAGUUUUGUGCCUGUCUUAAUGUAUGGGGGAGAGAGUGUUCUAUGGACCAAAGAGGUUUAUUUGGCAACGUUUUUCUUCUUACUCUGUGCAGUGAAUGAACUCAGAUAUAGGAUGGUAACAUCUGGAAAAUAUUAAGUCUGCAGUGAGGUCUCAUUUCCUUUAAUAUGUUUUAACUUAAAUAUAACUUUUAAUAUUCAUUGUCAGCAGUGCUUUGGAUAAGUUGUGGCUGUUAGCAAAUGGACACGGGACUUUUACAGGCUAGGCUGUUGGUUCAGCACACCAAGAGUUCUUUGGAAUACUGGUUUUCAAUCUGUAACUGAGAAAUUACCUUAAAAGUUAUCUGUCUUCAAUACACACCUGGCUGCAGCUAGUCUUAGGAAAGCCAUUUUCCCCAUGAAUAGAGAUUGCAUCAUCUCAAAAUCAUGGAAGUGCCGUACAAGGUAUUUAUGUGAUUUCCUGUAUAGUACCCAGUUUGGAAGAGGUUUUAGAACGAUAUCGCUAGUGUGGAAUUUACCGUACCAGAGUACGGUAAAAUUAUUUGUAGAAGGCUGAGGGAAGCAAGUGAAAUAUUUUCUUUAAAUGAAGUAUGGGUCUGCACUUCUGCAAAAUUGAAUCUGUGAAAUUGUUAUUAAAUCACUCUAGUUGAGUGCACUUGUUUUGGAUUCUACUCAAAUCUAAUUUGUAGAAAAAUAAUCUUUCUAAGCAGAUUGUAUUGCAAAAUACUUCUGUAUCCUGGGCUAAGUGACAUGCUAUUGAUUCUGAGUAAUAUCCUUUCCAUUUGACUCUCGCUUACUUCAGAUAAAAGUUUCCUUUUAAGUGAUAUCAGAGGAUUAGACAGUUCAAAACUCUGCCUCCCAGGUGCCUUUUGGCUUCUUUCUUGAGCUGGGAUGUGGAGGAAAUUACAGCACGAGCUCUGAACUGCCUUCUUCUUUGCUUUGUGUCACAGCCUUAAAAUUAUUGUCCUGUUUGUCCUGUGAUGUUGCAACGUAGAGACUGUUUCUGUGGUUCUGAUUCUCAGUUUUAACUCUGGUGUAAAAGAGACUUCCUCUGUCCCUUCCCAUUUGGACUGUGGUCAUUUUGUAUUUCAGACUGAAGAUCCCUCCAUAUUCGCUAGUACUGAGCACAUCUGCCCUGUGCAUGCUGUAAAUGCUUUCCUAGUUUUCAGCUGUACUAUCUGUGGAUUGUAGAUGUGGCACAUCCCAUAAAUUGAAAUCGCUAAUCAUUUCCCAGCAUGAAGCAGAAGAAUUGGUACUUCUAGAGAUUCUUGCUCAGCAAGCUAAUAGUAUUCCUGCAAAGGUAGGAGUAAUUCUAAAUAAAUUCCUAGCAGUUUUGUCUUUCUGAGUAAUAGAUGAUCCUGCGUACAUGGGAUUUGGUGUUUGUCAUUUUCAUUUACAAUGAAAGAUGAAACUUAAACUAGGAAAGGUUUAAGAUAUAUUUUUAGUUUCACUUCUACUUUCAGUUCAGCAGAAUGGGAGCUAAGUCUCCCCUGGUGGUGCUCAGUGAUGUUCCUGUAUGUUGUGCCCCUGUGCAAGGGAAUUUGGAGCAUUUUUGUUGUCUUCCCCAGCAGUUCUCAC
This is a messenger RNA of Cygnus atratus (black swan), 11707 nucleotides long. It is a transcript of the gene ARHGEF18, whose product is annotated as Rho/Rac guanine nucleotide exchange factor 18. NCBI's taxonomy places the organism in Eukaryota, Metazoa, Chordata, Aves, Anseriformes, Anatidae. Gene Ontology annotation, molecular function: guanyl-nucleotide exchange factor activity. The coding region runs from base 2797 to 7518 and encodes 1573 amino acids. The transcript has 33 exons. Gene Ontology annotation, biological process: small GTPase-mediated signal transduction. The record is from RefSeq and is a predicted model, not a curated record.